Strongylocentrotus purpuratus (purple sea urchin) is the source of this 1279-nucleotide messenger RNA. Its product is annotated as fibrinogen C domain-containing protein 1-B-like. The transcript has 3 exons. The coding region runs from base 456 to 1061 and encodes 201 amino acids. NCBI's taxonomy places the organism in Eukaryota, Metazoa, Echinodermata, Echinoidea, Camarodonta, Strongylocentrotidae. The record is from RefSeq and is a predicted model, not a curated record.
CUUCGCAAGAAAUUCGUGAAGUGGGAAGUUCAAUAAAAAGAUCACAAGAAACGACAGUAAAUAGUUCCACAAGCAUUUCGUCUGAAACUACAACAGAGAGCACGGCAGGUAAUUCACCAGAAACUGCAGCAAAGAGUACGACAGAUAAUUCACCAGAAACUACAACAGAGAGCACGACAGAGGCACGAGAAACUACAACAGAGGGUACGACAAAUAAUUCACCACAAACUACAACAAGGAGUACGACAGAUAAUUCACCAGAAACUACAACAAGGAGUACGACAGAUAAUUCACCUGAAACUACAACAAGGAGUACGACAGAUAAUUCACCUGAAACUACAACAGAGAGCACGGCAGAUAAUUCACCAGAAGCUACAACAGAGAGUACGACAAAUAUUUUGCCAGAAACUACAACAGAGACUACAACAGAGACUUCAAAUGUGAGUUCGUGUAAGAUGCUGCAUUCAAUGGGCUACCAAACAAGUGGUGUCUACUCCAUCAUUCCUAGUGGGGCAGAUGCGAUCGAUGUUUACUGUGAUAUGAUCAGCGACGGCGGAGGGUGGACAGUUUUUCAGAAACGUUAUGAUGGGUCUGUCAAUUUCUACCGCAACUAUGCUGAGUAUGUCCAAGGAUUUGGUGACGUCAGCGGCGAAUACUGGUUGGGGUUAGAUAUCAUCUAUUUGCUGGCCAAAGAUGGGGUUGAGCUCCGAAUCGAUAUGGUGGAUUACAGCAACAAUCAAGUCUAUGCCCAUUAUAGUCAAUUCAGCAUUGGAAGCCCUAUCACGAACUACCGAGUAACUUUCUCAUCAUAUUCUGGUACUGCAGGAGAAGGACUCAAUGCGGCCAACGCACAAGGCUUCACGACCUAUGACCUGGACAAUGAUAAUUUAGCGGGUAACUGUGCAGUUGAUUACCAAGGGGCGUGGUGGUAUCAAAGUUGUUACACGUCCAAUUUAAAUGGUGUUUAUGGAAUUCAAAACGAGCUUCGUGGGAUCGUAUGGAACUGGCCUGAACCAAAGUACAUGACAUCUACAGAGAUGAAGUUGAGAGAAUCCUCUUAAUUUAUUCAUUUUUGCGCCAUUUGUCUUUCUUAUCUCGAAUGUGAGCUGAAAGACAUUCCGGUAAAAAUAUAUUAUAUAAUAUGUAUAUAAUUAUGGAUAGUGAUAAUGCCUUGCGUGACAGUCCAAAGGCCUGACAUUAUAUUUAUUGCGGCUUGUAAAGAUUUUAACUUGAGUUUUGUAUGUACAGUCAAACCUGCUUUAGUGACCACCUGUCUACA